Molecule: messenger RNA, 447 nt
Organism: Spirometra erinaceieuropaei
Lineage: Eukaryota; Metazoa; Platyhelminthes; Cestoda; Diphyllobothriidea; Diphyllobothriidae
Source: the annotation of a GenBank genome assembly
AUGAUGGCGCGCAUCACGGACAAUGGCGCAAUCUCCGAGACGUUCGGAGUGGCCAACGGAGUGAAGCAGGGAUUCGUACUCGCGCCCACCCUCUUCAGUCUCAUGCUUAUGGAUGUCUACUGUGAUCAGCAUCCUAAGAUCCGCAUCAACUACAGAACUGACGGAUACCUUCUCAACAGCCGGCGAAUGCAGACCCCGACGCGCCUCUGCAUAACUACUAUGUACAAUUUGCUCUUCGAUGACUACUGCGCACUCAACAGCACGACCGAAGAAGACAUGCAACGGAGCAUGUAUCUCUUCGCCUCCGGCUGUGCCCACCUCGGACUGACCACCAAUACGGACAAGGCGGUGAUCAUGCAGCAACAGCCGUCGACCGCUAAACACUGUGUCCGUCGUAUCCGCAUCAACGGCACCGGACUGAAGUCCGUGGAUAACGUAACUACCUAG